CUCAAAGAGCACGUUGAGUCACCUGACAGAUAUCAGCCUAUCAUAUCCGAGAGGAUAGGCGAACGGCUAGUGCAGUGGAGAGUUGUCAGGAUUUAGCUUCGGUGUGUCAAAACGGGAACGACGGCGGUUAUUUUUGUGCAAUGCCGAAUAAAGCGAAAAAAGAGAAGGACUCUCCUAAAUAUGGAAAAGUUGGCAAAACUGGAGGACAAGAGAACUCGGACAUUGAGCAGGGCUCCAACAGAAAAGGCAGUAACAGUGUCCCUCCUACCACUCAGCUGCUGAAGGGCAAGCAGCUGGGUUCCCAGAUGCCUGUCAAGAAGGACAAGAGGCAGAGCUCGUCCCGCUUCAGCCUCAGCAACAACAGAGAGCUGCAAAAGCUACCCGCCUUCAAAGAUGUCCCUGCGGCGGAGCAGGAAAAGCUGUUUGUCCAGAAGCUGCGUCAGUGCUGUGUCCUCUUUGACUUUUUGUCGGAUCCUCUGAGUGACCUGAAAUGGAAGGAGGUGAAGCGGGCUGCGCUCAGCGAGAUGGUGGAGUACAUCACCCACAACAGGAACGUCAUCACAGAGCCCAUCUACCCAGAGGUGGUGCACGUGUUUGCAGUGAACAUGUUCAGGACGUUGCCUCCAUCGUCCAACCCCACAGGGGCGGAGUUUGACCCGGAGGAGGAUGAGCCCACGCUAGAGGCAGCGUGGCCACACCUACAGCUCGUCUACGAGUUUUUCCUCCGGUUUCUAGAGUCUCCAGACUUUCAACCAAAUGUAGCAAAGAAGUAUAUCGACCAGAAAUUUGUAAUGCAGCUAUUGGACCUGUUUGACAGUGAAGACCCCAGGGAAAGGGACUUUCUAAAGACCACUCUGCAUCGCAUCUACGGCAAGUUCCUGGGCCUAAGAGCGUACAUCAGGAAACAGAUAAAUAACAUAUUUUAUAGCUUCAUUUAUGAAACGGAACAUCAUAAUGGAAUAGCAGAGUUGUUGGAAAUAUUAGGAAGCAUAAUCAAUGGGUUUUCCUUACCAUUGAAAGAGGAGCACAAGAUAUUCCUGUUGAAGGUGUUGCUGCCUUUACACAAAGUCAAGUCCCUUAGUGUCUAUCACCCGCAGCUGGCGUACUGUGUGGUGCAGUUUCUAGAGAAGGACAGCACCCUCACGGAACCGACAGUGAUGGCUCUGUUGAAGUACUGGCCAAAGACCCACAGUCCAAAGGAGGUGAUGUUCCUCAACGAGCUGGAGGAGAUGUUGGACGUCAUCGAACCCUCUGAGUUUGUCAAGGUCAUGGAGCCCCUCUUCAGACAGCUGGCCAAGUGUGUGUCCAGCCCACACUUCCAGGUGGCAGAGAGAGCGCUGUACUACUGGAACAACGAGUACAUCAUGAGUCUGAUCAGUGACAAUGCCGCCAGAAUCCUUCCUAUCAUGUUCCCCUCGCUCUACCGCAACUCCAAGACCCACUGGAACAAGACGAUCCACGGUCUGAUCUACAACGCCCUGAAGCUCUUCAUGGAGAUGAACCAGAAGCUAUUCGACGACUGCACACAGCAGUUCCGAGCAGAGAAGAACAAAGAGAAGGCCAAGUGGAAAGAGCGAGAAGAAGCGUGGGUGAAGAUCGAGAAUCUGGCCAAGUCCAAUCCUCAGUUCCCGGUGUACGUGGACCAGUCAGGCCUUGGUAGUCCCAUGGAGACAGACGGACCAAUGAUGGAGGACUUCAACAUGCUGAAGAAGACUAUAGAGGAAGAGGCCACACAGCUCCAGAGGAACGAGCGUAAGGAGCAUCCGCUGGUCAGGAGGAAGUCUGAGCUGCCUCAAGACAUUUCCACCGUCAAUGCCCUGGAGACACACCGGAGGGCCGAGGACAUGGUAACACCACACGAUGGCCACUAGAGACCACACACAGUACAGUCCGAUUCACACUGACAGUCCGAUGCACACUGACAGUCCGAUACGGACGGAAGGACACGACAGACGGACCAGCACAGAAGAGAAGAGAACAGAAUGACCUGGCUGAAAAAAUCUGGAGCUCAAAUCAAAUCAGCACAACUACUUAGCCCAGUCCAACUAUGACAGUUGAUCCCCAGUCCACUCCAGCCCUGCGCAACAGAUGUCAAUGGCACAGGACGUUAUGGCAUGACCAAACAUGACAUUGUUUCCCUCGCCCCACCUCCCUAUCCAUCCCUCUGUUCUGCUCUCGCUGUCUUGUAAAAGCGCUCUAGGGUGCAGUGGUGCCCCCUUCUGGUAAUUUCUCAGGUUUUCUUUUCUUGUUUCUAUUUGUUGGUUUGUUUCUGUUCUUUUUCUCUCAUUAAUGAUGUCAUGUGCUUUGGAAAUCCGACUGGCGAAUAGACAUGUAUUAUGCUGUACGUAAUGGGCGAAGGAAGAAGCAGCUUGGUUGAAGACCACUUUUUAUUUUCUUCCCAUCUCUCUCUACUUGAGCAUAGAAAGGAAAGCACCGUACUUCUUCCUCAGAGCCCCAUUACAGCUGCUUUUCCCAUGAGCUUUACCCUUCUCUCUCUGUGUGCAUUUUUCUUUGUUCUGCUAUGAUUGGAUAGGAGGAGAAGCAAGGGGGACAGACGGCGGACUGUCUGUUGGUCAACAGAGGUUGUAAUGGAGUUGUGGGGAUUUAAAUGUGCUGGCCUGAGGAAGGUUGAGGCUGAGGGACAGGAAGGGGUUCUUCUGUCCUCUACUGGAUAUCUGCUGGUCUGUACAAACAGUUUGGUGCCAACUUCACUUUUUUAAAAUCUGAAUGAUAUUGUAGGCAAUAAGUUGACCCACGUUGCAGUGUGUUUGGGUUGUUCACACAAUGGUCAAUGGUUUUCUGGAUCCAUUGGGGUUUACUGUCCAUGUAAAAACAAAAGACAGACUCCGUCUGUGUACUUCACAAUCCCCAUUAGUCUUUCAGUCCUCAUUAAUAUUGAUCAAUGUUAUCCAACUCCUGUCAUGUUAUUGAUGUGAAAACUCCAAGGUCUAAUUUUAUAGUUCAGUGUUUACAGACUCCCAUUUUGAGUUUUAGUGUGUGAGAGUGGGACAAGAGGAACUGAACUGGGCUACACACAGAGGAAUACUCAUAGCUGUUUUUUCUACUCUUCAUAACCAAAACCCCUUUCUUUCUGAUGUUGCUGUUAUGUGUUAGCAAGUAGUAGGCUAGUUCAGCCAUAUAAAGACCAUUCUGUCUGGAGAAACCGAGUCGAAUUUGAACACAAGCCUUUCUUUUCAUAGUGCCUUUAUUGUACAUGGGGGACAUCGGCUUAACUGGGAAAGAAUAGAAGACUAACGUUAUUUGAAGGCCAAACUAUGUUUAAUUCAUCAUUAGCUUCCCAACAGACAAGAGAGAGGGAGAGAGACGUCGAAACACACUGCCCCAGAGUAUUGUUAAAUCUACAAAGCUGAUGAUGAUGGUGGUCAAGCUAGAGAGGAGUGGAGUAGCCCCAAUGACUUAACAUGGAAGGACUUCCUGACUUUUAAAACAUGAACAAUAAAAAUAUCCAAAAUGAGUCAGUCAUGCUGUGUGGUCUGCUCGGUUCUGUCAGUCCCUCUGUGUGCCCGACGAAUAACGUGUAUAGAAGGAUGCUUCCCAAUUAACCUCUAAUUCCCCAUUCCAUUUAGGAUCUAUCCCAAAUGGCAACUUAUUCCCCUAGAGCCCUAUAGACCUUGAUCAAAAGUAGUGCACUAUAUAGGAAAUAGUGUGCCAUUUGAGAUUCUAUCAAGAGUAUUGAUGUCUGUUGAAGUACCAUUGUUUGUACCCCCAGACAGACAAGAACUCUGGCUGUAUCCCUGUAGAGAAGCUCACCAUCCAGGUGGUGCUCCUGUGUAUGUUUGUGUGUGUGAGACUGCUUCGGGAUGCUUGCAGGGUCUAUUCCUUUGCCUGCAAAUUCUAUUAUUUGCCUGUUCAAAUUGAAUGUGCAAAUGGUAGAUUUACUACCAUGAUCACGUUUUGUGGUUUCUUUUUUAAAGAAAUAACAUUCACCCAUUUAUGCCAUCCCCUUCCACUCCCAACUAUUUUGCUGUACAAUUACUAAAAGGAAGUCUAGAGUGCUUUUAUAGAUGGCACAAACAACUGGAUGGCUUCAGGGUUGUGGUCAAUUCACUUACAAUUUCAUAAAUUAAGGAAGUAAACUUAAAUUCCAAUUCAUUGCUUCUCAAAGAAGAGAAUUGGCUCUUCAGUUGACUUCCUGAAUUGACAAAGUAGAAUGGUUCCCAACCCUGUCUGUUCCUGAGAACCAAGGACUUCACUUUGGUGACAUCAAAUGGCUUUAAUAUUAUAGUUUCUUUGGAGCCCUCUUUAUAUUUUACAUAAGCACAUUUUUUUUUUUUUUUUUUUCAAAAGAAUAAUACUGCAAGUGUCCUUUUGGUAGACAUCCUGUACUUAAUGGCUUAAUCUACUAUUGUACAUAUAAUGUACUUUUAUUUGAUCUGUGUAUUAUUAAAUGGUAGAUGCCCCUGUGUACAUACAGGAAACAAAGGUUAUUAGCUACUGCAGACCGUUUGGAUGUGGCACAGACUUCAAUAUGUGACUAUUUUGCAUUUAGAGCAGUUAAGAAUUUGAAUUAUAAUAUUUUUUUAUCGCUUUGUAAUUAAAUUUGUUUUACAGCAUUUAAAAAAUGUGAAGUGAUCCCACAUUAGCAUUUUGUGAGCGCUUUUAUAAAAUAAAAAAACAGCUGUGUACAUCAACA
Molecule: messenger RNA, 4654 nt
Organism: Oncorhynchus keta (chum salmon)
Lineage: Eukaryota; Metazoa; Chordata; Actinopteri; Salmoniformes; Salmonidae
Product: serine/threonine-protein phosphatase 2A 56 kDa regulatory subunit gamma isoform-like
Exons: 16
Coding region: 141-1871 (576 amino acids)
Biological process (GO): protein dephosphorylation; signal transduction
Cellular component (GO): nucleus; cytosol; protein phosphatase type 2A complex
Molecular function (GO): protein phosphatase activator activity
Source: RefSeq, a predicted model, not a curated record